AUGGGACACUCCGAUCAGUUUUUGCUUGUAAGCGCAACAUGUGCAGGGAAGAAGGGAUAUCCGCCAGAUGGCCUUGGCAACUUAGGCGCUGACAAGCUUUGCGGAGUUGGGAUCACUUUCGUCGAGGACACCAACGGAGCGCUCUACGUGAAGAACCUUGUUCCCGACGGAUCUGCAGCACGAUCAGGACAGAUUCAGAUAGGAGAUGUUCUGUUCGAGGUGAACGGCACAAAUGUUUACUGUGAGAAGCCAGAGGCCAUUGGGAACCUGCUGUUGGGCACUGAAGGGUCGCCGGUUGAGCUUGUUUUCAAAAGAGCAUCGACAGGAAGUCUUCAUCGUGUGACUCUUUACAGGACUUCAGGUUCAGCCAUUCCUGUGGACGAUAUGACCUUGGACUAA
This is a messenger RNA of Guillardia theta CCMP2712, 399 nucleotides long. RefSeq lists its product as hypothetical. The transcript is spliced from 6 exons. The coding region runs from base 1 to 399 and encodes 132 amino acids. Lineage: Eukaryota; Cryptophyceae; Pyrenomonadales; Geminigeraceae. Gene Ontology annotation, molecular function: protein binding. The record is from RefSeq and is a predicted model, not a curated record.